AUGCUAGGGCUCACCGCUCACAUUCAACAAUCAAGAAUCAUUACCCAAAUUUAUGAGAUAAAAUUGAGCUACUCAAAAUCACUGCACAAAGUUGUGAGAUGCUGGGCCUCGCUGUUCACAUUUGGUGUUCAAAUAUGUGGUGGAGUGGGGUCCACACUCAGAAAACCAAAAUACUCUAUACGUGGGGGGUUGAAGUCCACACUCAAAAAGUCGAGCUACUCUCUCAUGUACAACAUUCAAUUAUCUGGGGGACAGAUGUCUCUACACAGAAAAUUGAAGUACUCUCCUCGAACUGAUGGAACUCCCUCCAGAAAUUGCUACCUGAAGUUGCGAGAUGCUGGGCCUCACUGUUCACAUUUGGCAUUCAAGUAUGUGGGGGGGUAUCUGUGGUUCCAAUAA
Molecule: messenger RNA, 399 nt
Organism: Laccaria bicolor S238N-H82
Lineage: Eukaryota; Fungi; Basidiomycota; Agaricomycetes; Agaricales; Hydnangiaceae
Exons: 7
Coding region: 1-399 (132 amino acids)
Source: RefSeq, a predicted model, not a curated record